AGCUCAUUUUGGUGAACAGCUCCGAACCGAUCAGCUCACCAAAGUGAAUCGAUUCGAUGUAUCAGCUCAUCAGCUCUUUUAGUUUAAACUUAAGGUUCAUUUUGUGCGCCGUUUUUCUUAUGCACCGGUUUUCUUUCAUAUGCAUGAUCGAAAUUGAAUCAUUGAUUUGCAAUGAUGCAAUGAAUGCAAUGCGAAUUAACUUAUCUUUAAUUGAUGUCGACUAAAUUGAAUCUCUUAAAGAGCCGAAGAUCCGAUCAGCUCGUAGCGUGUUCCCUUCGUCAUAGUGCAGUGAACUGGGUAGCAAAUGAGUGAGCUGGUGAGCUGCGGUUCUUUUGAAAAGAGCUGUGAGCUGUCAGCUCACUUCAAUGAUUCGAUUCACUGGAACAGCUCAGGAGCGAAUUGCCCAUCUCUAGUUUAGUGUAACAAGUAAACUAGAAAGUAUUACUGUGAUUAUUGACUCUCAUAAAAAGUUAAACAUUCGCCACAUUCACUGACAAUGGCUGCAAAUCGCGAGCGACGUGCUAAUGCUGGUAAUCGAAUAGCUAAGCUGUUAGAUGACGAAGAAGAGGAUGAAUUCUAUAAAACAUCCUAUGGUGGUUUCAAUGAGACUGCGGACGAUAAAGAAUAUAUUCAGAAAAAUGAUGAUGAAGAUGACAUCGUUGACUCAGAUUUUAGCAUUGACGAAAAUGAUGAACCAGUAUCAGACCAGGAAGAAGAUGCAGCUCCAAAACGCAGAAAAAAGGUUAUAACAAAAGCCUAUAAGGAACCUUCAGCAAAGAAGAAAUCCACUAAAACCAUUAAAAUUAAACCUAGAACUGAGCGACAAAGGUCGCCUAAGAAGAGAGAAAAAAGUACAUACACGGUUCAUGAUUCGGGACGGAAAUCUUUCCGCAAAUCGACGGCUGCAAAGUCAGCUGCUACUCUCAACCGCAUGAAGCAACGAGUGGAAGCGGAAAAGCGUAAACCGAAAGUUGUUAAAGUAGAAGAGUAUAUCCCAACGCAAGAGGAACUUUUAGAUGAGGCCAAGAUCACCGAGAAGGAUAAUCUAAAAUCACUUGAGAAAUUUCGGCGAAUGGAAUUGGAGAAAAAGAAAACUCGCCCUACGAAGCGAAUUUUCACAGGACCCAUAUUAAGAUAUCGAUCGCUAACUAUGCCGUUGGUAGAGGAUGCGUCACCAACCAAAAACAAUUCAUCCGAUUCUUCGUUAAAAAUGGAAACAGAUGAAACCGAAGAAGAUCCUGAAAAAUGCAAAGAGAGACAACCAAAGAAAGGAAGGAAAUCCCUUCCAAAAGUAGAAGUAACAGGUCGUUGCGAAAGAACUUUUAUCACGUUCGAAAAUGACAUAGAUGAUGCAUUGUUUAGCAGUUAUUUCCCCAAACCACAGAAGAGGGAACGACGAAGUCAAAUUUGCGCAAUUACUCGACUCCCUGCCAGAUAUUUUGAUCCUAUUACUCAGCUUCCGUAUCGUAACUUGCAAGCUUUCAAGAUUCUGCGAGAAGCAUAUUACCAGCAAGUCGAAGACCGAGGAAAUCCAGACAAUCCUGAGGUGAGCAAAUGGUUAGAGUGGCGUAAAAAGAUCAAGGAAUACCGAUUAAAGAGCUUGAGCAAAAAUAGUUCGAUACUUGGAAUGAUAUCUGCUGCAGGAAAUUCGUAGACUUAUCGUGUCGGUAGGCAACUAUUUUUUAAUAUUGUACAUUAAAGGUUUAAUAAAUUACUUAAGGAUGAAAGCGAAAAAAAAGUUCUACAGAAUUGUCACCAUAAUUCACUGCCAAUAGAA
Molecule: messenger RNA, 1777 nt
Organism: Malaya genurostris
Lineage: Eukaryota; Metazoa; Arthropoda; Insecta; Diptera; Culicidae
Gene: YL-1
Product: vacuolar protein sorting-associated protein 72 homolog
Exons: 5
Coding region: 497-1654 (385 amino acids)
Biological process (GO): chromatin remodeling; regulation of DNA-templated transcription
Cellular component (GO): nucleus
Molecular function (GO): ATP-dependent H2AZ histone chaperone activity
Source: RefSeq, a predicted model, not a curated record